GGCAGAAUCCUCCUCCCGGCUGAUACACACACACAGACACAUAGCGGGCUCUGUACAUUGGAUCAGAUGUCAACUAGUAUCCUGUUGUAACUGCGGCAGGCGCACGUACCGAGCCCGGCUCCGAGCAUCUCCUCCAGCCAGCCAGCCGCCGUCCACACGCCGGGGCUCCUCUUCCAAGCGGCUCCAGUAAUUGUCACGUUUAGGAAGAUCAGAUGGCAGAGGGUGGAGUUAAUGAUCGGAUUGACGAAGGGACACAAGCGUGUUUACCUGCUGCUCUUAGAUGUGCCGCUCCAUCCUUCAUCCACAGAUGAGCCGUGUGUGUGAGCCGGGAGAACGCAGCCGUACAUCGCAGCCACUGCUUCUUAUAUAAAAAGGACAUUUGGGGGAUUUUUUUUUUUAUUUUUUAUUUUUUUAUGGCUUUAGCUGCACGCCAGUAUAGUGAAUCAACGCGAUAAGCAUUGCCAGUGUGUGUGUGUGUGUGUGUUAAUGGCUUUUAUGUGAUCGGAUUUCAGCAACCUAAUCCUCUUGUCUGUGCGAGGGGGCAGAGUCCUAGGGAACAGAGCGGCAUUGAGUGAGCGUACUCGUGCGAUUAAUAAUGAAGCUUCUCCUCGCUCGCAGCCUGUUGUGGGGAUCAGGGGUGUUGCUGAUGCUGCUGUGCUGAGCAUGGGAUCCCAGCCUCCUGCUUUGUGGAUGGAGUUAUUAGGGAUAACCUUUGGAAGAAUCGGAGAGUCCAGGAAAACCGAAACCUGCAUGUGAUCGGUCAGAUUAGCCAUUUGAACUAUGUCAGUGCAUUGGGUUCAACUGCUGUCAUUGGAAUAUUUGCGGUUACAAAUACGUGUUUAUUAACAGAUUUUCCCUGAGUGAAGUUUGACAGAAAAUGAUACGAAAGCUCUGGAACUUGAUGACUUUUGCAGUGAUAUUUGGACAUUGCUUUAACCAAGCACAGAGUGAUGGAGACUGGCAAUUUGAGGAUUGUGAACUGGCUAGACCUGGUCCACCAGCAACUAUAGUUGCUAUUGAUGAAGAAAGUGCAAAUGGAACAAUCAUAGUGGACAAUAUGCAAAUUACAGGGACUGCUGGUGGAUCUAAUCCAACUAUAAGACUAACUUUGAAAGAAAAUGCAGACUACUGGGUGAUACUGGAUCCAGUUACUCAAAAGUUAUAUCUCAACAGCACUGGGAGAGUAUUGGAUAGAGAUCCUCCUAUGUCCAUUCAGACCUUUGGUGUUAAAAUAGAAUGCGGGAACUUAAAGGGUGGAACGAUUUUCCAUGAUGUACGAGUAGUUGUAAGAGACAGGAAUGACAAUUCACCCAGUUUUAUGCAAAGGAGUUACUACACAACCAUCAAUGAGUUAACACCAGUUGGAACCACGAUUUAUAAUGGAUUUGCGGAUAAAGGCGCUACAGACAUAGAUGAUGGUCCUAACGGCCAGAUUGAAUAUUUUAUCCAAUACAACCCAAAUGACACAGCCUCCCAACAGACCUUUGAUAUUCCCCUCACACUGUCUGGAGCAGUUGUCUUACGGCGCAGGUUGAAUUAUGAGGAAAGGACACGGUAUUAUGUCAUAGUACAAGCUAAUGAUCGUCCACUUAAUCCUAAUGAACGAAGGACAAGUACAACUACUUUGACAGUGGAUGUUCUUGAUGGUGAUGACCUUGGUCCUCGGUUUCUUCCCUGUGAACCUGUGCCAAAUACGCGUGAUUGUCGACCAAUAAAUUACAAAGCAAGCCUUCCAGAACUCAGCCCUCCUGCAAAAGUAAAUCCUGUUAAUGUCACCCCACCUAUAAAAGCCGAAGACCAAGACCGGGAUAUUCAACCAAUAUCUGACCGACCUGGCAUCAUUUUCUCUAUCCUUGUUGGCACUCCCGAGGAUUAUACUGAAUAUUUUCAUAUGAAUCGUACAACCGCUGUGCUCACACUCCUGAAGCCAGUAAAUAGAGAUUUGCACCAGAAAUUUGAUUUGGUUAUUAAGGCUGAGCAAGACAAUGGUCAUCCACUUCCAGCAUUUGCAAACCUUCACAUUGAAAUUAUGGAUGAAAACAAUCAGGCUCCUUAUUUUACUUUGGCUACAUACCAAGGCUACAUACUGGAGUCUUCUUCUGUUGGAACAACUAUUUCUGAAAAUUCUAACCUAACUGCUCCGCUGAAAUUGAUAGCUUUGGAUAAUGAUAUUGAAGAGCUGGCUCCAGAUGCAAUUCCAACAAAAGAUCCCCAGCUCUAUUUAUAUUUGGUAGACUACAGCACCGUUUUUGCAGUAACCUCAUCUGGAAUUACUCGCCAUCUCACAUUGCUUCAACCAGUUGACCGUGAGCGUCAGCAGAUUUAUAAAUUCUCGAUAGUUGCUUCUGAUGGAACCCAAGAAAGUACUCCAGUAACUGUCAACAUUUUGGUUAUAGAUGCAAAUGACAACACUCCAACAUUUUCUAACAUAUCCUAUAAUGUCAAAAUCUAUACAGAUAUGGCACCAGGAGAGAAUGUUAUAAGACUCACAGCUGUGGAUGCAGAUGAAGGAACCAAUGGGCAGAUAAUAUAUGAAAUACUAGCUGGAGCUCAGGGGCAGUUUGUCAUCAAUACCAAGUCCGGAGUCAUCAGUAUUAGUCCAGGAGUCACACUGACAGUUGGAGAGUCAUAUGCUCUUACGGUAAAAGCAUCUGAUAAUGCCCCUCCUGCUCAAAGAAGGAGUUCCAUCACUACUGUUUAUAUCGAAGUACUACCACCAAACAACCAGAGUCCUCCACGCUUUCCACAAUUGAUGUACAACCUUGAAAUCAGUGAAGCCAUGCGUAUAGGUGCUAAUCUUUUAAAUCUUCAGGCUACAGACAGAGAAGGAGACCCUAUUACAUAUUUAAUACAGAAUGGAGACCCUCAGAAAGUCUUUAAUAUAACAGUAAGCUCUGGACUUUUAAUCUUGGCAAAAACUCUGGACAGGGAAAGUACGGACCGUUAUAUUUUGAUAGUUACAGCUUCAGAUGGCCGGCCUGAUGGAACAUCAACUGCAACUGUUAAUGUGCUGGUGACGGAUGUCAAUGACAACAACCCAGUCUUUGAUCUUUACUUGCCUAGAAAUCUCUCCGUCCAAGAGGAAGAAGUGAAUGCUUUUGUGGGUCAAGUCAAAGCCACUGAUCCUGAUGCUGGAGUCAAUGGUCAAGUACGUUACAGUCUGGCAAACCUUAAUAAUAUUUUCCGGAUCACAACCAAUGGAAGUAUUUAUACAUCUGUAAAGUUGGAUAGGGAAGUAAGAGACACUUAUGAACUCACUGUGGAGGCAACAGACAGUGCACCUGCUGAUCCUCGUCGGUCUACAAUAACUCUUACUAUCACAGUUACUGAUAUUGAUGACAACAGCCCUGUUUUUACAAAUACUUCUUAUUCUGUGUCCGUACCUGAAAACAUGUUGCCAGGGACAGUUUUUCUACAAGUAAAGGCAAAGGAUGCUGAUCUUGGUGCUAAUAUUACAUAUCGGAUAAGAUCGCAGGAAGUUUUGCAGCUGUUUACAAUGAACUCAUCAUCAGGAGAGCUAUCUCUUUUAAAACCUCUCGACUUUGAAUCAUUUACAGGAAAGGAGGCAGUAUAUGUCUUUCUUGUGGAGGCUUUUGAUGCUGCAGGAAGCAUGCCCCCUGGAAUUGCUACUGUAACAGUUAGAGUAAAGGAUAUGAAUGAUUUCUCGCCUGUGUUUAGUCGAGCACUCUACUGGGGAAUGGUGGCUCCAGAUGCCCUAAAGGGCACAGUGAUAGUUACAGUUUCAGCUGAAGAUUAUGAUACUCCAGGUACACCAGCAAGUUACGUCAGAUAUAAAGUAGAUGUUGCCCAAUUUCCAUACAGUGCCAGCAUAUUUGACGUGGAAGAAAAAACUGGUCGUGUCAUAACAAGGGUCAAUCUUAAUGAGGAUCCUAGCACCAUAUUCAGGUUGGGAGUCAUUGCUUACGAUGAUGGAGAUCCAGUGAAGUCUAACAGUACAAUGGUAAUAAUAACAGUUCUGCAGCCAUCUGUAAUCCCACGAUUCACUCAAGAGGAAUACAGGUCACCUCCAUUGAGUGAAACAGCUCCAAUUGGGACCACUGUUACUGUGGUAACAGCUGCAGCAUUAAACCAGACUAUUGUGUAUGCAAUCAUCUCAGGGAAUGAUCAAGGUGCAUUUGCCAUUGAUAAUAUCACAGGGGUUAUCACUGUUGUAAAACCACUGGACUAUGAAAACACUACAAGCUAUGAGCUUAGAAUUCAAGCUGAUUCUAUGCAUGUGGCCAGAUAUAAUCUACGAGCCACCUCUAAAAGUAACACAGCUAUAGUGUACAUAGAAAUACUGGAUGAAAAUGACCAUGCUCCACAAUUUUCAAAAAAGCUUUACCUGGGAGGAGUGUCAGAAGAUGCUAGAAUGUUUGCAUCUGUGCUAAAAGUGAAGACUACAGAUAAAGACACUGGAAACUACAGCAGCAACAGCUAUAAAUUAAUUAUACCAACCAUUAAAGAUGGUAAAGAAGGUUUUGUGAUUGAAUUCUACAGUGGUGUCAUCAAAACAGCGAUGCUCUUCAAGAACAUGAGACGGUCUUAUUUUAAAUUUGAAGUGGAAGCAAAAGAUGAUUAUGGAAGAGGUUUAAGCAGCAAGGCAGAUGUAAUUGUUUCUGUGGUUAAUCAGCUGGAUAUGCAAGUUAUUGUCUCUAAUGUCCCUCCUACAGUCGUGGAAGAAAAUAUAGAUGAUCUUAUUAGCAUUUUAGAGCGUUAUGUUCAAGACCAAAUUCCAGGUGCUGCAGUUGUAGUAGAAUCAAUUGGUGCCAGAAGAUAUGGAGAUGGCUUCUCUGAAGAGGACUACACUCAGUGUGACCUGAUGAUUUACGCUGUUGACCCUCAGACAAACAGGGCAAUAUCACGUAAUGAACUUUUUAAAUUUUUAGAUGGUAAAGUGCUUGACAUCAAUAAACAGUUUCAAGACUACAUUGGCCUUGGAGGACGUAUAUUGGAGAUUCGAACCCCAGAUGUUGUAGCCAAUGUAAAGAAGCAAGCCCAAGCUGUAGGCUACACUGAAGGAGCUUUGCUAGCACUGGCUAUUAUUAUCAUCCUCUGUUGUAUACCGGCUAUUUUAAUUGUAAUGGUCAGCUACAGACAGUUUAAAGAGAGGCAAGCUGAGUGUGCAAAGACAGCGAGGAUCCAGAUGGCAUUGCCAGCAGGCAAAUCAUCAGCCCCUGCUGCCAAUAAUCUGUAUGAAGAGCUGGGUGACAGCACUAUGUUCCACAGGGGGAAAAAAUCUGUUUUACAAGAAGGUGAUCGGCAGAGACUUAUAAGUAGUCUGGCAUCUCGUGCUAUUGAGGCCCAUAAGCAAUCUAGUAUCAGUGGAUGUUUAAACAAUAAUCUUCCAAAGUCUUCAAGUAAUAUUACUUUUCUUUCUGAUAUUAACCCAUUAACUACUCAGAACCCUCUGUAUAUGGAAGGUUCAGUCCAAAGUACUAUCAAUAUUGGGUUUCCAUGGAGAAAUAAAUUACCCUUAGACAAGUCUUCGCUGCAAAGAAGGGUUCUGAGAGAUUCUGUUUUAAAAGUGAACUCGGAGGGCUUGCAUCGAGCCUGGACCCUUCCCACGCGUUUUGCUAAGAGAAAUGUUUAUGACAUUCUUGGGAGUCCUGUAAUCAUGGAUCCAAUUCAGUGUCAGCAUAUGGGUACACAGGCAGAGAAAGACACAUCUGAAACUAAUCAACCAACUGAAAGCCUCAGGCCAUCACUGGAGAUCUCAUCUAAUAAUAAAUUAAGUGUAAGAGAACAAGCAAGACAAUUCGAACAAAAUGCAUUGGGGGACAUCAAAAUGACCAAAUCUUGGGAAAUUAAAGAAAUUCAUACAUCAGAUGGUAAUGAGAACUGUACAGAGAAAAAUAAAAGUUAUAUUAAUGAUCCCCCAUAUCAAAAUUCUUUACUUUCAUCAGCAACACAGGAUUCACCAAUUAUUCCUGCACAUCAAUCAACAACCUUUCCUUCUAUUCUAAUUACUCCUUCAGACUGCUCUGAAGAUAUCUCACCACCACCAACUCGGAAGCCAACACCACCUUUAGCCAGAAAAAGUGUAACACCCUCCCAGUCCUUUCUAAUUGUUCAAAAUGAACAAAUAAUCCCAAACUUUAUUCCUGAUCCACCAAAUGUUCCUCCUCCUUGUCCACCACUUAUCACCUCUCCAUCUGAACCUUUUUUACCAACACAGCCAUUUCUUUUGACACAUACACCGGAAACAUCUUGUCCUCCACCACCACCUCCACCGCUUCCUGCUCCAUCACUUCCACCCUCAUUUUCACCAAUCCUGCCCACUCCACCACCUCCACCCCUUCCUCAAACACUUCUAACUCCUAGCCUUUCCCAGGUCUCCUUAUCUUCAUUAACACCUACUAUUUCUUCAAGCACCAAGGAAAAGCUUUUAACGGCACUGGAAGCCCCCCAAGCAAAUUUUGGCCCUCGACGAGAACUGAAGGGGAUUCUCAAAAAUAUACAGAACUUGGCAGAUAUAGAAAAAUCUGUAGCAAACAUGUAUAGCCAGAUUGACAAGUGUAAUCCAAAUCAAAAGCAAGUACCUAAACCAAAAUCAACUGUACCGACAGACACUCAAAAUGCAGACAUUUUAAUUCCACACGAGAAGCUUAAUGGAAAUCUAAGUUGUGUUGUUGGGGAGUUAGAAAAAAGAUUUCCUUCUCAGUCCACAGCCCUGUAAAAUUAGACUUUGACUUUCCUGCACUUGACACAUUAUUUGAAAUAAAGCAGGCUGAGCAGGAGUACAGCCAGCUUUGUGUAGUCAGACAAGCAAAUCAAUGUUUUACAAAACAUGCAUUUAAUUGCAGGCCUCUCACAGCAUUCAAGGGCCAGAGUGCAGAAAUCAACCAUAAAAGAAUAUGUGUGUCUUAAGAGCCCGAAACCACUUUUUAUCCAACUUAACUGUCCUGCAAAAUGUAAAUCUGACAUUAUUUUACAUUGCUCUUUUUUAAAACAGAGCAGAAUGGUAAAUAAAUGUUUAAUUUAACAUCUGUGUUUUAUUCCAAUUAGAAUGGAUUUUAAGUGCAGAUUAAAAAAAAAAAA
Messenger RNA from Rana temporaria (common frog), 7041 nucleotides. It is a transcript of the gene PCDH15, whose product is annotated as protocadherin related 15. The record is from RefSeq and is a predicted model, not a curated record. The transcript is spliced from 36 exons. Bases 878 to 6679 code for a protein of 1933 amino acids. Lineage: Eukaryota; Metazoa; Chordata; Amphibia; Anura; Ranidae. Gene Ontology annotation, cellular component: plasma membrane; stereocilium. Gene Ontology annotation, biological process: inner ear development; sensory perception of sound; homophilic cell-cell adhesion. Gene Ontology annotation, molecular function: calcium ion binding.